Molecule: messenger RNA, 633 nt
Organism: Budorcas taxicolor (takin)
Lineage: Eukaryota; Metazoa; Chordata; Mammalia; Artiodactyla; Bovidae
Product: C-type lectin domain family 2 member D11-like
Exons: 5
Coding region: 1-633 (210 amino acids)
Cellular component (GO): external side of plasma membrane
Source: RefSeq, a predicted model, not a curated record
AUGGCGACAGAGAGAAAAUGUUUCAGAGACCCUACCUCUGGAGAAAACGUGGAAGAGGGGCGAUCUGGUAAAUUACUCCAAAUUCUUUAUCUGCUGAGCCAAUCGGGACUAAUACUCCAAAGGAUAUGCCUAGCAAUUAUAUCUUUUGUAACUUCUGCCAAGUUUUAUCGUUUCAUCUUCAUUGCAUCUCUAGCUGCAAAUCUAAUGCUAUUUUAUCCUCUUUUCCCAGUGAGAAGGAGAGAGCUGGACUCACAUAUUCUGCAUGCCCCCUGCUUAAAAGGAUGGAUAGGAUUUGGAAGUAAAUGUUUUUAUUUUUCGGAAGACACAAGGAACUGGACAUUCAGUCAGACAUUCUGUAAUUCAUUGGAAGCUGUCCUUGCUCAGUUUGAAACUAAGGACGAGCUGAACUUCCUGAUAAGAUACAAAGGCCCUUUUAACCAUUGGAUUGGCCUUCAUAGAGAAUCAUCACAUCAUGUUUGGAAAUGGACAGACAACUCUAAAUAUAAUGCCUCGUUUGCCAUCACAGGAGAUGCAACCUGUGGCUACCUGAAUGACCUUGGAGUUAGCAGUGCCAGAAGUUAUACAGAUAGAAAAUGGAUUUGCAGCAAACAAAUAAUGUCUCCAUGUCCUUAA